This is a messenger RNA of Paramecium primaurelia, 2767 nucleotides long. Lineage: Eukaryota; Ciliophora; Oligohymenophorea; Peniculida; Parameciidae. The record is from the annotation of a GenBank genome assembly.
AUGAAUAUAUUACAAUAAAAAUAAAGUUAAGAUGUUUAAGAGACAAUUUGUAAGAGUCAUAAUUUAGAAUUGAUUGCUGUUGAUUUAGACAUGUCAGAUAAAUCAUAAAUAAAUUUUUUUUGUGGUAAAUGUUUAGUAGAUAAAUUAAAUAAUAAUAAAGUGACAACUAUUGAAUAAUCAAAAGAAAGAAUUUAAUAAAUUAAGAAUUAAUAAUAAGAAAUUAAAAGUAAAGAGAAUCAAGCAAGACUUAAUUAUUAUAAGAAUAUUUUAGAUUAAAUAAUGGAAUUUAAAAGAUGUAUAGAUGAUUCUUUAGAAAAGAUAAGUAAAUAAAUUUAAUAAUACAUGUUUCCAAUUUAAAAGGAAAAAAAAGAAUUAUAAGAAAAUUUAAAUUAAUUGAAUUAUUUUGAAGAUAUAAAAUAAUUAUCAGAAUUAUAUUCAAUAGAUUAAUAAAAAUCAAUUAAAUUAAUAGAAGAUAAUAUAUUUAUAGAUGAAUUAAUAAGAUAAUUUGAAUUAUUAUUUAAUAAUGCUGAAUAUUAUUAAACUUUAGACAUAUUCAAAAAUACAAAAUAAACAAUUUAAGAUAUAAUGGAAAAUAAUAUUAUUGAAUUACCACCAUUAUUAUAAACAAAAAAUGAAUUUGUAAAUAAUUAUAUAUAUAAAUUAAAAUAGAAAACACCAAGUUUAAGUAGAAUUUGUUAAAAUCAUAAAAAAGAAAUAAUAAUGAUUGAUAUGGAUACUGAAAAUAAGAAAAUUGAAGAUAGAUUAGUUUGUGUUGAUUGUAUAUCUGAGAAUCCAUUAAUUAAAUAUUAAACAAUUGAAAAUGUAAAUAAAUUAUGGAUUGAUUAUAAUUCAUAAUCUGAAAAUAUAUUAUAAGAAUAUAAAAAGGAAAUUAAGCAUAAAAAGAAUGAAUUAUUCAAUUAAAUAUCUUAAAUGAGAAAAAAUUAUAAUUUAAAAUUGAAUGAAAUUAGUGAUAAAUUAAUUUAAGAAUAAUUUUAAUCAAUUUCAAAACCUAAACAAUCUAAUUAAAUUAAAACUAUUUCAAUAUAAACUUUAUAAGAUGAAUAAUUAUUAAAGGAUUUAAAAUAAUUAAUAGAAAAAGAAAAAGUCAAUUCAAAUUAAACUAUAACAAUUUUAAAAAAUAAAGAUUUAAUUUUUUAAAAAGAAAUUGAAAAUCAUUUAGAAUCAUUAAAAUAAUAUGAUUAAUUAGAUAUUUAAUAAUCAAUAGAUAUACUUAAAGAAAUACCAAGUAUUAAUUUAUAUAUAUAUAAAUUUUUAUAGUUGAAAGAAAUGUAAUUGUAUAAUUAUAAGAAGUAAUCUCUUAAAUAUCAAAGAUUCUAUCUACAAAUGAUAAUAAUUAUUAAGAUUAAGUAGAAUUUAUUAAGAAUAUUUAAGAAUUCAUUGAUUAAGCUAAAAAAUAUUAAUGUUAAAUAAAUUUAUUUGAUUAGACUAUAACAUUAUUUUAAUAACAUACUAAUAAUAUAGAUUAAAUAUAAUCAAAAAUUUAAAAUUAAAUUUUAAAUAAAUAAGAAUAAAUACAAAUUUAAUAUUAGAAUUUAUCAAAAUUAUUAAAUGAUUAUAUUAUAACAUUUGAUAAUAAAACUAAAUAAAUUAAGAAAUAUUGUAAUAUUUCUAAAUUAGAGAUGGAUUUAAUAAAAUUAAAUGAAUUAAAUUCAAAUUUAGAAAUUUAAAGUAAUUUAAUUAAAUUAAUAAAUAGAAACAAAUAUAUAAAAUCAAAUGUCAAAAUAAUUAGAUGAAAAACAUCAAUAAUUUUAAUAAUUAUUAAAAGAAUAAUAAGAUAAAUGUAUAUUUAUAUAUAUAUAUAUAUAUUAUUUUUAUAGAUUUAAAAUAAAUUGAUGAUAUUAAUCUAAAAUUACAAUCAAAUGAAAAAUUAAAUAUAAAUUUAAAAGAUUAAAUUGAUUUAAAAACUUAAGAAAUAAUCAAUUUAAAAAAUUAAAAUGAAUAAGAUAAAUUAAAUAUUAUUAAAACUAUUGAAGAUUAAAGUAUUUAAUAUUAUUAUUAUAUAUAGAAAAUAAAGAAAUUAUAGAAAUUAAUAAAAGAUUAAAUUAAAAGGAAUCAGAAUUAUAAAUAAUCUAAAAACAAUUUGAUUAAAUUAAUCAAGAAAAGUUAUAAAAAGAAAAAUAAUUAAAAUUAGACUUAGAGAAAGUAUAAUAUAAUUAUAAUACUUUAUUAAUAUAAUAGAUUUAACAAUAUCCAAAAACAUUAUAAUUUAGUGUUACUUAUAAGGGUCAAAAUUUUUAAGUAACUGAAGGUGGAAAAGUUGUUGAGUAGACUGGUGGUAGUUACUAUUAUUGUCUUUGUGAAUAAGCAAUUCCAAAGACUGGGAAAAUAUUGUUUGCAUUCUAAAUUCUCAGUUUAACAUCUAGUAUGUAUAUUGGAAUUGGAUUUAGAGAUAUUAUAUAAAAAAAUAAUUAUUAAUCUGCAGGAGUUGGGUAUGGGUAUAGGUAUUAAAUUAUAAUAGAUCAUAUAUGAUAUCUUAAGAUGGUUAUACAUACUCACAUCAUAAUAAAGAUGUAAAUGGUAAAUAUUUAUCAUUUACAUAUACAACUAAUGAUAUAAUCAUAAUGGAAGUAAGUAUUGAACAUAAGUAUAUUAAAUGGACCAGAUCAAAUAAUCCAUUAGCAACAGUUGUAAUUAUCAAAUCUAUUAUUAGUAGAUGGAAAUAGAUACAUCCAUAUCAUAAGAAUUAUAUCCAUGUGUAUUGAUUUAUUAAUCAAAAAUUAAAAUAUUGGAUAAUAUUCCAAGUUGA